AUGCGCUUACUCAGCAGUCUCAUCGGACUUUCGUAUACCCUUGGCGCCUUUUCUAGUGUCAUUCUAGAUGGGAGGGAUGGGGCGCGAGACGAAGAUGCGGGUGCCAUUGGGCCGGAUGCCGAUCUGUAUAUCGGAAACAAAGCCAUUUCUCCAGACGGGUUUACGAGAUCUGCCGUGCUGGCGGGAUCAUCAAUGGACUCUCUUUCGUUCCCGGGGCCUGUCAUCACUGCUACUAAGGGAGAUACCUUUCAUUUGAAUGUGAUCGAUGAGCUCAAAGACCCGUCGAUGAUGAUGAGUACCAGUGUGCAUUGGCAUGGCUUCUUUCAAAAACGGAGCAGCUGGGCCGAUGGCGUAUCUGGUGUAACCCAAUGUCCGAUUGCUCCUGGACACUCCUUCAUGUACGAGUUCAGUACGGGAGACCAGACGGGUACCUAUUGGUACCAUUCUCAUUUUUCGACCCAAUACUGCGACGGCCUCCGUGGGGCUAUCGUAGUUUAUGACCCAGAGGAUCCUCAUAAAGAUCUCUACGAUUUCGAUGACGAAUCAACGAUUAUCACGCUGGCGGACUGGUAUCACGCCGUUGCUCCUAUUACCCAACGCUCAGUCAUACCCAUUUUCAAUUCAACGUUAAUCAACGGACUGGGACGAUAUGCCGGAGGCCCUGCAUCACCCCUAGCAGUGAUCAAGGUCUUACCAAACAAGCGCUAUCGAUUCAGAUUGGUUUCCGUCUCGUGCAGUCCAAAUUAUAUCUUUUCCAUUGACGGACAUCCUAUGACAAUCGUAGAAGCUGACUCAGUCAACGUCAAGCCAUUUGUGGUGGAUCAAGUUCAAAUAUUUGCAGGCCAGCGUUAUUCGUUCAUUUUGGACACAAAGAUGCCCGUUGGGAACUAUUGGAUGAGAGCACUUCCCAACAUCGGCGACGUUACUUUUAAAGGAGGGGUCAACUCGGCAAUUCUUCGAUAUAUUGGAGCCCCAGAGGCCGAUCCGAUCACGCUUCCUUCUAAAGGUGUCCUUUUGAAAGAAACAGACCUUCAUCCAUUGGAAAAUCCUGCUGCUCCCGGUGCACCUGGUCGUGGUAAGGCAGAUGUUAACAUCAACUUGGAUAUCGAGUGGAGCAUGAAGACGCAGAAAUUCUACGUCAACAAUGCUUCAUAUGAGUCGCCUUCGGUCCCCGUUCUUCUCCAAAUUAUGAGCGGAAAGGAAACUGCGCAAGAGCUUUUGCCUGCAGGCUCAGUGUACGUUUUGCCCCCUAACAAGGUCAUCGAGAUAUCGAUGCCUGGUGGUUCAGGAGGAAGCCCACAUCCUAUUCACUUGCAUGGACAAAGCUUUUCCGUUAUUCGAAGUGCUAACAGCUCUAUUUAUAACUACGAAAAUCCUGUCAGACGCGACGUGGUAAGCAUUGGAGACACCGCAAUGGACAAUGUCACAAUUCGCUUCACGACGGACAAUGCUGGUCCCUGGUUUAUGCAUUGCCACAUCGACUGGCAUCUCGAGCGGGGUCUUUCUGUCGUGUUUGCCAACGAUGCACCCGCCAUUGAGGAUUCUAAGCCUCCUCCUAAAUCGUGGGACGAACUGUGCCCCAUUUACAACGCUUUGACUCCCCAGAAGUUCAAUUGA
This is a messenger RNA of Psilocybe cubensis, 1617 nucleotides long. RefSeq lists its product as uncharacterized. The record is from RefSeq and is a predicted model, not a curated record. The transcript is spliced from 14 exons. Gene Ontology annotation, molecular function: oxidoreductase activity; copper ion binding. Lineage: Eukaryota; Fungi; Basidiomycota; Agaricomycetes; Agaricales; Agrocybaceae. Bases 1 to 1617 code for a protein of 538 amino acids.